AGUAGUUUCUCAGCACUCACAAAGGUCUUAGUUUUGAACCUCGCCCUCACCAAGGCCAUUUCUCAUCAUGCCAAACCAACAGAAGAAAGUCAUUUUUUGCAUGGCCGGAGUGUUAAGCUUCGUGUGUGCCCUCGGAGUUGUGACAGCCCUGGGGACACCGCUGUGGAUCAAAGCCACCUUCCUCUGUAAAACGGGGGCUCUGCUCGUCAACGCCUCGGUACAAGAGCUGGACAAGUUCAUGGGCGAGAUGCAGUACGGGCUUUUCCACGGAGAGGGCAUGAGGCAGUGCGGGUUAGGAGCCAGGCCCUUUCGGUUCUCAUUUUUCCCAGAUUUGCUCAAAGUGAUCCCGGUGAGCAUCCAUGUCAAUGUCAUUCUCUUCUCCACGAUCCUUAUUGUCUUCACCAUGACGGGGACAGCCUUCUUCAUGUACAAUGCCUUUGGCAAGCCCUUUGAAACUCUGCAUGGUCCACUAGGGCUGUAUCUUUUGAGCUUCAUUUCAGGCUCCUGUGGCUGUCUUGUCAUGAUAUUGUUUGCCUCCGAAGUGAAAAUCCACCACCUCUCAGAAAAAAUUGCAAAUUAUAAAGAAGGGACUUAUGCCUACAAAACGCAAAGUGAAAAGUAUACCACCUCCUUCUGGGUCCUUUUCAUUUGCUUUUUUGUUCAUUUUUUGAACGGGCUCCUAAUACGACUUGCUGGAUUUCAGUUCCCUUUUGCAAAAUCUAAAGACACAGAGACAACUAAUGUGGCUGCAGAUCUGAUGUACUGAAAGUGAACAUUACACAUUCAGUAAUUUUCCAAGUAAGGGAGUGGACUUGCUUUAGUCCUUGGAGAUGGUUAAUUUUGUUCAUCCUUUUAGACGCACAAAUUAAAGCCCCCAAACCCUCUGUGAUCACGUUGACAAAUGAUGUA
This is a messenger RNA of Ceratotherium simum simum (southern white rhinoceros), 909 nucleotides long. It is a transcript of the gene CLRN1, whose product is annotated as clarin 1. The record is from RefSeq and is a predicted model, not a curated record. Lineage: Eukaryota; Metazoa; Chordata; Mammalia; Perissodactyla; Rhinocerotidae. Gene Ontology annotation, biological process: sensory perception of sound; equilibrioception.